This is a messenger RNA of Rotaria sp. Silwood2, 1490 nucleotides long. NCBI's taxonomy places the organism in Eukaryota, Metazoa, Rotifera, Eurotatoria, Philodinida, Philodinidae. The record is from the annotation of a GenBank genome assembly.
AUGUUUUGGUCAUAUCUAUCCCGUAUUUAUAAAACACGUACAUUACCAUUUUAUAAACUACUAAGUGGUAAUAAAGUACUCUCAGAACAAAACGAUAUUACAAGGGAACUACAUAACUAUUAUAGUGAACAGUUCAAAAAGCCAGUGAUAGAUCUGUCUGAUUCACAUGAAGUAGAAGUUGUUGAUAAAUGUAAUGAAAUACUGGAAAUUUUAUCUAAUUCUGAAGCACAAAUGGAGAGAACUAAUAUCGCCGAGGUCAGAAGAGUGAUCCGAUCCCUCAAACCAAAAAAAUCAGCAGGUUUUGAUCAAAUAUCCAACUUCAUAAUUAAAAAACUUCCGAUGAGUUAUAUCGAAUGUCUUGUUGUUUGUUUUAAUCAAUGGUUGAGUGAAUGUAGAUAUCCAGAGGAAUGGAAACUAGCGAAGAUAAUAACCUCAAAUAAAUUAAAAGCCGGUGUUCUUAAAUGCAAUCAAACUCGUCCGAUUUCUUUAAUUGCAACUCACUCAAAACUUUUUGAAAAACUAAUGUUAAAUAGAGUAAGAUAUUGGGCAGAGACAAAUCAUAUUGUUCCAGUAGAACAAUCGGGUUUUCGCCCAAGAUGCUUACUACCCACCAUAGUGUUGUCAAUUUUCCAGGAGAUUAAGAAUAGUAUGGCUGUCAACAUACCAACUUAGCUAUAUAUGUGGACUAUUAGAAAGCAUCUGACCGCGUGUGGCACGCAGCGCUCUUAACAAAACUGUGGAGGUUAGGUAUACUCCUCAGUAUGUUGAAAGUGUUAGUAUCUUGGCUUAAAGAUAGAAAGGCGUAUAUUGUAUUUGGAGAUAAGUCAUCAGAAGUUUUUCAUAUAAACAUCGGUCUACCUCAAGGUAGUAAUCUUAGCCCGUAUCUGUUUAUAGUGUUUCAUUGUGAUCUUGUUCAAUCUUGCGGAGUUCAUUCGGGACAUUUGUUCGCAGAUGAUUUAUGCGUUCUUAUAAGACCCCCAUUGGAAGCAAAAUUAACACCCAUGAUCGAAUACUUAGAACGAGAAGGCACGAAAAUAUGCGAUCAAAUCUUUGAAUAUUCGAAAAAAUGGAAGCAACCUAUAAAUAUAAGUAAAACUGUUGCACAAUUGUUUUAUAUACAAAUAAAAAAGCCAAUAGUAAAAAUAGAAAUGUAUGGUCAAAGAAUUGAAAUUGUAAAUGAAUUUAAGUAUGGGUGGGUGUGGGUGUGUUGGUGUGGAUGUGCGUGUGGGUGUGGGUGUGGGUGUGGGUGUGGGUGUGGGUGUGUUGGUGUGGAUGUGCGUGUGGGUGUGGGUGUGGGUGUGGGUGUGGGUGUGGGUGUGGGUGUGGGUGUGGGUGUGGCUAUACUCAGCGUGAAAAGCCAUACCUAUGCCCACAUCCACACCCACACCCACACCCACCCACACCCACACUCACACCCACACCCACACCCACACCCACACCCCCACCCCCACCCCCACCCCCACCCCCACCCACCCCCCCACCCCCACCCC